Saprolegnia parasitica CBS 223.65 is the source of this 1479-nucleotide messenger RNA. RefSeq names its product serine/threonine protein kinase. The transcript has 5 exons. Gene Ontology annotation, biological process: protein phosphorylation. The record is from RefSeq and is a predicted model, not a curated record. The coding region runs from base 14 to 988 and encodes 324 amino acids. Gene Ontology annotation, molecular function: protein kinase activity; ATP binding. Lineage: Eukaryota; Oomycota; Saprolegniomycetes; Saprolegniales; Saprolegniaceae.
GAUCGAAACGACCAUGGUCAAGAAGGUUGGCAAGUACGAGAUCGGCAAGACGCUCGGCGAGGGUACCUUCGGCAAGGUCAAGUACGCCGUCAACACGGAGACCGACGAGCGCGUCGCCAUCAAGGUGCUCGACAAGGACAAAAUCCAAAAGCAGAACAUGGGGGCGCAGAUCAAGAAGGAGAUCUCGAUCAUGAAGAUGGUCCGCCACCGCCACGUCGUCGUGCUCAAGGAAGUCCUCGCCAGUCGCACCAAGAUCUUCAUUGUGCUCGAGCUCAUUACGGGCGGCGAGCUCUUUGACAAGAUUGUGAGCGAAGGCCGCUUCAACGAGGAGACGGCCCGGUUCUACUUCCACCAGCUCGUCAACGGCGUCGAAUACUGCCACUCGCAGGGCGUGUGCCAUCGCGACCUCAAGCCCGAAAACCUCUUGCUCGAUGAAAAUGGGGAUCUCAAGAUCUCGGAUUUCGGCUUGAGCGCGCUGUACGAAGGCGGCGGCGACGGCACGGACGGCUCGCGCGCGUCGCUCCUCCACACGACGUGCGGCACGCCAAACUACGUCGCGCCCGAGGUGCUCGCGGACAAGGGCUACGACGGCCGCGCCGCCGACGUCUGGUCCAUCGGCGUCAUCUUGUACGUGCUCCUCGCGGGCUUCCUUCCGUUCGACGAGCCGACCAUGUCGGCGCUCUUCCGGAAGAUCCAAAAAGGCCGAGUUCUCGUACCCGAGCUGGUUCUCGCCGCGUGUCAAGACGCUCCUCAACAAGAUCCUCGUGCCGGAUCCGGAGACGCGUGUGACGCUCCAGGACAUCCAGCAGGACGAGUGGUAUCUCGACGACACCAACAAGCUCGAGCGCGCGCCUGCCCACGGCGCGGUGCUCAACCACCUCGAGAGCGACGAGCCGAUCGAGCGCUCCAAGCCGUCGAUCGAAAAGUUCAAGCUCAAGCCGUCGCAGGCCGACUUGGACUCUGCGAUCCAGGAGCACGCCGACAUUGAGAGCACGCGCAAGAAGGAGGCCGGGCCCAAGAUGAUGAACGCGUUCGACCUCAUCAACAUGUGCGGCGGCAUCGCGCUCAACCGCAUGUUCCAGUCCUUUGACGACAAGCGCGUCAAGCGCAGCACGCAGUUCACGUCGACGCUCGACGCGUCGACGAUUCUGACGAGCAUCACCAACCACAUGACGGCCAUGGCCGGCUGCGAAGUGCACGCGGACUCGUCCAACUUUAAGCUCAAGGCGACGCUCACGACGCCCAAGGGCGCGGUGGGCUGCACGGUGCAGAUCUACGUCCUCGCUGACUCGCUCCACCUCGUCGAGAUCCGGAGAGGCAAGGGCGACAUCUUCGAGUACCACAAGUGGUACACGGCGCUCAGCGAACGCAUGAAGGACCUCAUCAACCCGACUGCUGCCUCGUAAGCUGCCUGCAUAGUGGCCUCUUGAGCUGCCAGAAGACCAUAAGUGAUGGGUUAACACUGCUCCUCCUCUGCGC